UCGAGAUAGGGAGAGGAAACAGACAAGCAUGGAAUGUGUGAGGCGGCGACACCUAACGGCCCGGCCCGCGGCGCCUCGUGGUGGGCAGCCACAGUCGGAGGAUCGCCUUGGCCUCGGACGGGCGUGCCAUGAGCGCCUCCGCAGCCACAGGCACGAGGCCCCGCACCGCGCCGCCGACCCAGCAGCAAGACCUCCCGCAACACUAGAGGCUCAUAUAACAAUCACCGCUACGUUAUAGCCCCCGUUGGUUGUGUUGUAAUGAAUGUUAUUUUGACCACCAAGUGAGACAUCGAUGUUGUACCCCGGAUUGGCAGUGCAAGCAUUUUAGAUACCUGAAUUACGUGAUUAACACUAGUGGUCGCUCUGUGAUCAAUUGGAAUAUAUAAUCUGUGUUUACUUGCACGAUAUGUUUGUAGCGACCGUCAUGUGAAUUAUUUAAGCACUCAGAAACUUGACAAAAAACAUCAUCGUCAACAUCAUUGGUCGUUAAGGUCAUGUCUGGAGCAAGCUCGUGCAGCGUUGAGGCGGGGCGGUGGCUCGAGAGUGACCGUGGCAGCUUGUGUGGCAGGAAGUACGCACUGAGGCCCCGGACCGCCAGGAGGCUGCAUGAAGGAAGUAGCCACCAGGACCCGUUCGUGGUGUCAGGGAAAAGAACCAAGGCCAAGGCAGCGCCACUUUCAAGGUACCGCAGGAAGACCGCCAAUGCCAGGGAACGUUACCGCAUGAGGAAGAUCAACACUGCAUUCGACUCCCUUCGGAAUAUUCUCCCUUCGGCUCUAGCGGUGAAGCCUGCCUCCACCUCAUCCACCUUGACGAAAAUCACUACUCUCCGCCUCGCCGUCAGCUACAUCCGGGCCCUUUCGAAGGUUCUAGAAGAGGAGGAGAACACUACUGGCUUUUGUUCCAUCGACGGUUCAUUCGAGUCCAUACCAGCACCUGCUCAAGAAUCACUGUUUCUGAACACCCACUUUCCUCCACUGCAGGAUGCUACGUUUUCUUCUGUCAGUCAGUGGGCCUUGCCAUGGGUGACGCAGCUGCCCCUCCUGAGCCCGUCGUGCAAAAAUAAUUCCUCGACGUGUGCCUCCUCCUCCUCUUACUCCUCCUCCUCUGCACCACCUCAGUCUCAAGAGUCACCCACCAGUCCUUGCCACGAGGGAGGCAUCACCCCGGAUGACUCAAGUGUACACGGCAACCACAAUUUAUUACUCGAACUAGAGAACUUGUCAUCAUUUGACACAUUUGAUAUAUUGUAAUGUAUGUGUCUCAGUGACCUUAUUUAUGUAUUUAGACAUAGACGGUAAGCUCUUGAAAUUUAUGGCAAUGAAAUAAAAUCAGUGACGAUUAUUUGAUGAAAAAAAUAUAAAAACAAUUCUAAGUGUAUGUUACUACGUAUGUGUUUAUCGCUUGCGGAUUGAAGAAAGAAUGACACACGAGAUGGCAGGUGUUUGCGCCCCAGGGAGUGUAGAGAUCCUCCACUGUCCACCAUCACACACCAAACCAACCCUGCACUCGCCCUGUCUCUUCAUGCCAGUCCACACCGCAGAGCACGCCAGCUUGCCCGUGCCCACCUCCUCUCACCGCAGUCCCCACUCCGUUGUUGCCCUCGAAGGACGAACUCCAGCACCAUGCACACUUUCCUUGGCGCCACUGAUCAUUUAACUAAUCCUGUGCAAUAAAGAU
Messenger RNA from Eriocheir sinensis (Chinese mitten crab), 1680 nucleotides. Its product is annotated as helix-loop-helix protein delilah-like. The record is from RefSeq and is a predicted model, not a curated record. Gene Ontology annotation, molecular function: protein dimerization activity. The coding region runs from base 495 to 1253 and encodes 252 amino acids. The transcript has a single exon. Lineage: Eukaryota; Metazoa; Arthropoda; Malacostraca; Decapoda; Varunidae.